Triplophysa dalaica is the source of this 1594-nucleotide messenger RNA. RefSeq names its product thymus-specific serine protease. Gene Ontology annotation, biological process: proteolysis. The record is from RefSeq and is a predicted model, not a curated record. Lineage: Eukaryota; Metazoa; Chordata; Actinopteri; Cypriniformes; Nemacheilidae. The transcript is spliced from 12 exons. Gene Ontology annotation, cellular component: endosome; lysosome. The coding region runs from base 1 to 1509 and encodes 502 amino acids. Gene Ontology annotation, molecular function: dipeptidyl-peptidase activity; serine-type exopeptidase activity.
AUGUUUUUAUCAUCUUCGCUGAGAUGUGUAACUGUCAUGCUGCUACUUGACCUGGUUUGCGCCGGUCGACUUCUCUGGAGAAUGAAAGAGCAAUUGCAUAAUAUCCAACAGGUCAGAACAAAGCAGCAUGUGAUGACACACCCCUCCACAGCUAUUCCCAAAGAAGGCAGAAUUCAUCAACCACUGAACCAUUUAGACAUAGAAAACGCCAAAACCUUUCCUCAGAGAUUCUUUGUGAAUGACAUUUAUUGGCAGCGAUCAGACGGACCAGUCUUUCUCUACAUAGCAGGAGAGGGCCCCCUCUCUAAAUUCAGUGUACUGUACGGUCAUCAUGUGGAAAUGGCAGAGAGACACGGAGCUCUUCUGGUAGCUCUGGAACACCGCUUUUAUGGGGAAAGCAUUAACCCUGAUGGUCUGGAAACACAGCAGCUGAAAGAUCUCUCCAGUCAGCAAGCUCUGGCUGACCUGGCAGUGUUUCAUCGUUAUAUCAGCCAGCGUUUUGGCCUCUCUUAUAAGAACACCUGGAUCAGUUUUGGGGGUUCCUACGCGGGAGCUCUAUCGGCUUGGUUAAGAGGGAAGUUUCCUCAUCUCAUCUAUGGAGCGGUGGCGUCCUCCGCUCCUGUUCACGCCCAGCUGGACUUCAGCUCAUAUAAUAAGGUGGUUGGUCGUAGUCUUAUGAAUAAGGCAGUCGGAGGCUCUAAAAAGUGUUUAACAGAAGUGAGAGAGGCGUUUGCCGCAGUGGAGGCCGCUCUGCUGAUGGGGAAUGAAAUCCAGCUUGCCAAAGACUUCGGCUGCUGUGAGACCCCCAUAAAACCACAAGACAAGACUGAAUUUAUGCAGAGUUUAGCAGACAUCUUCAUGGGCACCGUCCAGUACAAUGAGGAGGGGGUUGCAUUCAACAUCGAGGAGCUUUGUCACAUUAUGACCAAUAAGAGUGAAGCUUAUAAUCAGAAGGAGGAGGCAUACGACCGUCUGAUCAAACUAGUGGAGAUGUAUCGUGCAAGGGUGGACGCAACUUGUCUGGAUGUCUCUCAUGAGACGUUUGUGCUUGAACUCAAUAGCACCACAGUUAGAUCCAGUUAUAGGCCGUGGUUGUACCAGACCUGCACCGAGUUUGGCUUCUAUCAGACAUGUGAGGAUGAUAGCUGCCCUUUCUCACACACGAUAAACCUCCAGUCUCAAGCCGAGCUCUGUUCUCAACUCUUCAACAUCCCGCAGUACAGUCUGCCUGUCUACAUUGACUUCACCAACCAGUAUUAUGGAGGAAACCGGCCACGAACACAGCGUGUGCUCUACAUCAACGGCAACAUUGAUCCAUGGACGGAGCUGAGCGUGACCUGGAAUGACACUUCGGAGGACAAUGACAGGGUCAUUCUUAUUAAUGGCACUGCACAUUGUGCUGACAUGAACCACAAUAAAGCUCUCGACAGACCUGCGCUGCACCGGGCCAGAAAGGAGAUUGAAAGACGUGUGGCCAUGUGGCUUGCGAUGCAAAAUGGCACUACAUGAUUUAUUCAGAUAUUUUGAUAUCAGCACCAGUAGCUUUGCAUUGAUGCUUUUACAUAUUGCUCAGCCACACCAAAAGAUAUCAAAG